This is a messenger RNA of Daktulosphaira vitifoliae (grape phylloxera), 618 nucleotides long. RefSeq names its product hatching enzyme-like. Gene Ontology annotation, molecular function: zinc ion binding; metalloendopeptidase activity. Gene Ontology annotation, cellular component: extracellular matrix. Gene Ontology annotation, biological process: collagen catabolic process; proteolysis; extracellular matrix organization. The record is from RefSeq and is a predicted model, not a curated record. NCBI's taxonomy places the organism in Eukaryota, Metazoa, Arthropoda, Insecta, Hemiptera, Phylloxeridae. The transcript is spliced from 3 exons. The coding region runs from base 115 to 618 and encodes 167 amino acids.
AGUAAAUAAUUAUUAUGACAAUAAUUGUUUUAUUUGUUUAAUUUUUUAUAAAAUUGUGUUUUUAUUAAGGCACAUAUAAAUAUAGCUUUUAAAUCAAAUUUCCAUGGGGAUUUAAUGUCAUUUGAUGGUACAUUAGGAGUUUUUGCACAUACACUUACUCCUAGUAGAGGCAAUGUUCAUUUUGAUGAUUCUGAAACAUGGACAACGGGGACUAAAAGAGGUACUAAUUUAUAUCAAGUGGCUCUUCAUGAGUUUGGCCAUAUGUUAGGAUUAGAUCAUUCGAAAAUUAAAUUUUCUGUUAUGAGACCAAUUUAUCCGGGGUACAAUCCAAAUUAUAAAUUAAAAAAUGACGACAUAGAAGGAAUUCAAGAGUUGUAUGGUGAAAAUACUUCUAUGGAUAGACAAAAAAAAGUUAUUGCUAAAAGACAUACAAAUCAAGAAUAUAAUAAAUUUAAUAAAUAUCAUAAAGAUAUAUGCAAAAAUCCUAAAAUUGACACCAUACUUAUUUCUCGUGGUGGAGAAACUUAUAUAUUUAAAAGUAAAAAACUUCUUACUAAAUUUUUUAUUUUCUCUANUAAACUUCAUACUAAAUUUUUUAUUUUCUCUAUCGUCACUUAA